Messenger RNA from Malurus melanocephalus (red-backed fairy wren), 6688 nucleotides. It is a transcript of the gene MCC, whose product is annotated as MCC regulator of WNT signaling pathway. Gene Ontology annotation, biological process: negative regulation of canonical Wnt signaling pathway. Bases 1 to 3321 code for a protein of 1106 amino acids. The transcript has 19 exons. Gene Ontology annotation, molecular function: calcium ion binding. NCBI's taxonomy places the organism in Eukaryota, Metazoa, Chordata, Aves, Passeriformes, Maluridae. The record is from RefSeq and is a predicted model, not a curated record. Gene Ontology annotation, cellular component: cytoplasm.
AUGCCGUGUGCAGGCGCGGAGCUCCCAGCCUCAGCCGUCCUGUCUCUGCUCCGAGCGCCGGCGCGGCCGCGGCCCGGCUCUCCCUCCGCGGGCGGUGCGUGUGGGCCGGCGGAAACCCCGCUCCACUCGACUUUGUACCGCUGCUCGCACUUAGCAGGCGCUGCGGGACUCGGAAUCCCGGGUGCCAGCGACAGCCUCGCCGCCUCCUCCUCCUCCUUCCCCACCUCCUCCUCCUCCUCCUUCCCCACCUCCUCCUCCUCCACCUCCUUCCCCACCUCCUCCUCCUCCGGAGCGGGGUGCAUGAUGGCGGCAGCUGCUGUGGCGGAGGUGAGCAGCGCCGGCAGCAGCAGCACGGACACUUCCAGCACGGGCGAGGAGGAGAGGAUGAGGCGCCUCUUCCAGACGUGCGACGGCGAUGGGGAUGGCUUCAUCAGCAGGAAUGACUUGAUGAUGGUGUGCCGCCAGCUGAAUAUGGAGGCAUCUGUUGCAGAGAUCAUGCACCAGCUGGGAGCAGAUGAAAAUGGAAAAAUUUCAUUCCAGGAUUUUAGUCAAUGCCGCAUGGAACUGGUACAGGAAAUCAAGAAGGAGGAAGUGCAGCUUUCUGUGAAAUCGGAUGACUCUUGUAAAAAGAAAAAGUUAAGGGAUAGAGUAGCUUCCUGGCCARCUAGCAGCAAUAACAGUUUAGGUACCUACAUUUCAGGAGCCAGAGAAAGCUGGGAAUAUGAUUCAGGAGCGAGAGACCUUCAGAGUCCGGACCUCCAGAGUCACUUUAUGCAACAAAAGGUGUCAGAGUGUGGUGGAAGCAAUGUGACUCAACAGGCUGCUCUGAAAAGACUUCUAGCUCAGACCUCAAAUUUUAGCAGCUCUGUUGGAGGAAGCUACUUAGAACUUGCCAACACUCUUCAUUUAGCAGCCCUGGCUUCAUUAAAGGGGGACAUUGUGGAGCUUAAUAAACGUCUACAACAAACAGAAAAGGAGCGUGACCUGCUAGAAAAAAAAUUGGCAAAAGCACAGUGCGAGCAAUCCCACCUGAUGAGAGAGCAYGAAGAUGUGCAGGAGCGAACAACGCUGCGCUAUGAGGAGCGGAUCACGGAGCUGCACAGCAUCAUUGCUGAGCUCAACAAGAAAAUUGAUCGACUGCAGGGAGCAACAAUAAGGGAGGAGGAUGAGUAUUCAGAACUGCGGUCAGAGCUCAGCCAAAGCCAGCAGGAGGUUAACGAAGACUCACGCAGCAUGGACCAGAACUCUGUCUCAGUGCCAGAGAACCAGUCCACCAUGGUCACUGCAGAUGUGGAUAACUGUAGUGACUUGAAUUCAGAACUGCAGAGAGUGCUGACAGGUCUGGAAAAUGUUGUCUGUGGGAGGAAGAAAAGCAGCUGCAGUUUAUCGGUGGCAGAAGUGGACAGACACAUUGAACAACUCACUACUGCCAGUGAACAUUGUGAUUUAGCUAUUAAGACCGUGGAGGAGAUUGAGGGUGUGCUGGGACGAGACCUUUAUCCAAACCUGUCUGAGGAGAGAUCUCGGUGGGAGAAGGAGCUGGCUGGCCUGCGGGAAGAGAAUGAGAGCCUCACAGCCAUGCUGUGCAGCAAGGAAGAGGAGCUCAACAGGACUAAGGCCACCAUGAAUGCUGUCCGUGAGGAGAGGGACAGACUGCGUAGAAGGGUCCGGGAGCUGCAGACUCGUUUGCAAAGCGUGCAGGCCACAGGCCCUUCCAGCCCGAGCCGUCUCACUCCUGCCAACCGCCCCGUCAACCCCAGCACGGGAGAGCUGAGCACCAGCAGCAGCAGCAACGACAUUCCCAUUGCCAAGAUUGCUGAAAGAGUGAAGUUGUCAAAGACAAGAUCAGAGUCUUCAUCAUCUGAUAGACCUGUCUUAGGAUCAGAAAUCAGCAGCAUAGGGGUGUCUAGUACUGUGGCUGAACAUUUGGCACAUUCCCUCCAAGACUGCUCAAACAUCCAGGAAAUCUUCCAGACACUCUAUUCACAUGGAUCUGCUAUCUCUGAGAGUAAAAUCCGAGAGUUUGAAGUGGAGACGGAGAGACUAAAUAGCCGUAUAGAACACCUGAAAUCCCAGAAUGACUUGUUGACAAUAACACUGGAGGAAUGCAAGAGCAACGCAGAGAGGAUGAGCAUGCUUGUGGGGAAGUACGAGUCCAAUGCCACAGCCCUCAGGCUGGCUCUGCAGUACAGUGAACAGUGCAUAGAAGCAUAUGAGCUGCUGUUGGCAUUGGCAGAAAGUGAGCAGAGUCUCAUUCUUGGGCAAUUCAGAGCUGCAGGUGUUGGUUCUGUUGGGGACCAGACGAGUGAUGAAAAUGUCACACAGAUGCUUAAGAGGGCUCAUGACUGCAGGAAGACAGCUGAGAAUGCAGCAAAAGCCUUGCUGAUGAAACUGGACGGGAGCUGUGGGGGAGCCUAUGCAGUCACAGGCUGUAGCGUGCAGCCCUGGGAAAGCCUUUCCUCCAACAGCCACACCAGCACUACCAGCUCAACUGCAAGCAGUUGUGACACAGAAUUCACGAAGGAGGAUGAGCAGCGGCUGAAGGAUUACAUCCAGCAGCUGAAAAAUGACAGGGCAGCAGUGAAACUGACAAUGCUGGAGCUGGAAAGCAUCCACAUUGAUCCCCUUAGUUAUGACGUUAAGCCACGUGGAGACAGCCAGAGGCUUGACCUGGAAAAUGCAGUCUUGAUGCAAGAACUCAUGGCAAUGAAGGAGGAGAUGGCAGAGCUCAAGGCACGGCUCUAUCUGCUGGAGAAGGAGAAGAAGGCAUUAGAAUUGAAGCUGAGCACUCGAGAGGCCCAGGAGCAGGCCUACCUUGUCCAUAUUGAACACUUGAAGUCUGAAGUGGAAGAACAAAAAGAGCAGAGAAUGAGGUCUCUCAGCUCAACCAGCAGYGGAAGCAAAGACAAACUGGGCAAGGAAUGGAGUGAUGGCACUGCAACACCGCUCACACUUGCUGAGCUGAGACCAUACAACGAGAGUGAGCUGACUGCUGAGCUGACAAAUGCACUCAGGAGGGAGAAGAAACUGAAAGCAAGAGUGCAGGAGUUAGUGAGUGCUUUGGAGAGACUCACGAAAAGCAGUGAAGUAAGACAUCAGCAGUCUGCAGAAUUUGUUAAUGACCUUAAAMGGGCAAACAGUAACUUGGUAGCAGCUUAUGAAAAAGCAAAGAAAAAGCAUCAAAACAAGCUGAAGAAACUGGAAUCACAAAUGAUGGCCAUGGUGGAGAGGCACGAAACCCAAGUAAGAAUGCUCAAACAAAGAAUAGCUUUACUGGAAGAAGAGAACUCCAGACCACACACCAAUGAAACUUCACUGUAAAGGCAUCUCUUUAAAGGAUGUUUAGUGCCAUUACAACUUUAUUUCUUUUGAAGGUUGAAUUUUAGGUAGCUUCAAAUGCUAAAAGCUCUGAUUGUCAAUGCUGACAAAACUUAAAUGCACCUUCCCUGGGAUCCCAGAGAGGUGUAAUGGGGAUAUAAAAGCGUUAACCUUAAGGACUGUUUCAUAAUGUAAAAUGGCAGUGCCUGAAUUACCAUGCUAUAAUUGUACAUUGUCUGUGUUGUUAUGUCUAUAUUAAUACAGCUUCUCUUCCAUUUUGUCUGUGUCCUGUGGGUGACAGAGUAUAGCAGAAUAAUUCACGUUAAGAGGUUUUCAUUUGGGUACUUUGGAGAUCAUGUCAGAGUUUUCCCAGUCUGAGCUCCCUCUGUACACAAGUCCAUUCUGUACCCUCAAGACUCACUGUUGUGGUUACACCACCAAACAGGCAGCUGCAGAGUGGGGAGAUGACAGCCUGGCUGGCUUUUUUUUGCACCCUUCUUGCAGUUCUGCUGCUCACAGUGCAGGUCAGGUAGGAAAACUGUUGCUGAUUUGAGAAAAUAAACAAGAAAGUGUAGUUGCAUCUCUGAAAAUUAUAAUAAAGGUGUGUUUCUUACAGUACACAAGAGAGCCAAAGGCUGUGAGUUUCACCAUGCCACAGAAACAGUCUGUGCCAAGGGUGGAUAAAAAAUUACAGGGACCUCCUGGUAUUUGUAUUGCAUGGUGUUUGCAACUACUUUGUGAAAAAAAAGUUGCUUUUUCUUGCUAUGUACGCUAUAUCCAAGGUUUUCUUUAAGAAGCUGGGCCAUUUUUGUCACGUGUAUUGUGCUUAUUACAGCUUACUGUGAUCAAGAGGUAGGAUGUCUUUUUUUACUUUUUUUUUUUGACCAAAAAAGGUACGUGUAAGGAAUGUACCUGUUCAAUAUUGAAUACAUAGGCACAAAACUAUAAAUGUGUAGAUGUAUGGAUAUCCAGCCACAAACAGAAUGUGAAUGGUGAAGUCUUACAACUUCUUUGGUUAGCUUUUGUUCCUGCUAACAUUCUUUUGUUUAAAUCACGUAUUACUGUAUUAUCAAACUGACUGAAGUGCAAAUUUGGCUUGUUAGGUUAAUGAACAUUGAGCAAAUCAUGGGGAUCAGGUURAUUUCUGUAGGGGUCAAAAUACAGAAAUCUGCCAUAGCACCUGUUAUAUUCAGAAUUUGCUUAUUUUUGAUGGAGUAUGUAAAACAGCUUCAUGUGUGUUUUAACAAGCCAAGCUAGAGUCCCUUCACUGUGUUAGCCUGCUGCUAUGUUAUGCCUCUGCUUUGCAUUUUCCAGGCUGAUUUCCAGUGAAUCUGAUUUUAGGAGAUGUUUAUCCUUUUUUGCUUUACAUGUUGAGUUUCACCUCAAGUUUUACUAGUGUAUUUAGAAUUAUGAUAGCUUCUCUCAUUUACUCCUCCCAUUACUAGUACUAAGGAAAUACUUUUAGAGGACUGUUUUUUGCCUACUGUUGGGUUAGGUCAGGCAGACAACCCAGUUGUGCGGAUGUGUUCAGAACAUGGCAUUAUUGUUACAUCUUGAUAACAUCUGGAACUGUAGCAGCUGGAGUUCCCUCUCACUACUAUAGCUGAAGUCUGAUACAUCAUCUACAAAGCCAGCAUCAUACGUGAUUGAUGGCAAUAGCAAAUUAAAACAACUCUAAUUUCAAAACUUUUAGGUAGUGAUGUUCUGAUUUUGAUCAAUCCUCUUCCUUAAAAUAAUUGCACUUCUUAAUUUAUAAUGUGAAUAGAAAUUUUUGUGUGUGAGUCUCUUCAAGGGAGGAGGCACAUGGAUUUCUUCUGUCUUUGUGGUUCUGCUUAGCAGUUCUCUGUGGUGUUUCCCUUUCUGGGCCAAAUUUUCUCACCCACARGAAGAUGGGGGUUUGCCAUCAGCCUCAGUAUAGUUGAGCACACUUGUUCUGGAGAAACACAAAGGAAAAUAUCCACUUUCCAAGUGCUGAGGCAGAAACGCAGUUUCACUUUUGUUUUCUGGCAUCUGAAGCACCCAUGUGACUUGAGGUCAUCUCAGAAUGCCCAUGUGAAAUACCUUUCACUGAAGAGGACCAGAAACCACUACUCUUAGGCUCAGUUUUUUUCCUGUUUAGAAUAAUAAUCAGAAAAUGGUUUGGAUUGGAAGGGACUUUAAAAAUCAUCUUGUCACAACCCUUUUCUGUGGGCAGGGACAUCUUCCACUGGAUGAGGUUGCUCCAAGCCCCUUCCAACGUGGCUUUGGACACUUUCAGGGAUGGGGCAACCACAGCUGUCCUGCGCAACUUGUGCCAGGGUCUCAGUAUCCUCACUGAGGAUACUGAAACAAGAGUUUCUUCCAUAAAAAAAUUCAGAUACUUUGUUAUACAGAGGCAUAAAAGCUUUAGCCUCACUGCCUUUUCCAGGUGUAACCAUGUGCUGGUUCUGUUUGUGAUGUGGUGACAUUUAUCACAUAUCCUCCCUGCCAACUGUGCUCUGAAGUGCUUUAGAAUAAUUUAUAAAUCAUCAGUAGAUGUUAACCACUCCCAAUUUUUUCCCAUAGGAGUUGUAGAUGAGAAAGCAGCAUGGUACCAUCCAGCAGUGGCCAGUUUGCYAGACCACCAGUUUAUUUGUCUCAGCAAGCAGCUACUGCCUCAUUUGCUGGCAUACUGGAAAGACCAACAGGGGAGUGGUCACAGAUUUAAGGUUAUUGUAAAAACUGUUCUAUAGUGAUAAUUAGCUGCGGCUUCAUUAAAAGGGCACCAACCCUCAGAAAAAAUGCCAAAUAUACUCCCAACUCCUUUUAUCCCACUCUGAAGUACCAGCACACCAGAAAUACCUGAGUGUGCAAUGUGUUGUGAGUUACAACAACUUAACUCUUUUAACACUUGUUGCAGAAAUUAUUAAAUUUGCAAAGCAAGAAAAAGAAGUGGUUCUUGCCAACGUAAGUCCAUUCAUUGAUAAAUGUUUGGACUUUUUGAUUUUGUUAAGUCACCAGAGUGCAUGAAACUUUAUAUUUCACAGAGUGCUCAGAAAAAAAGUCUACUUUUUCUCCAAUUCUGUGUAUAAAUCUUCACCAGCUUGAAUGUACUGUUAGCUAUUGCAAAGCACAUGUGACUAAGUUUGCAUUCAUGUCAAUAUCGUUCUACUGGUUUUAUUAGAAUUUUCUCUUCCUUUAAUACUGCACCCCGCAUUGUAACUUUAGAGACUUCUCACCUUACUGAAUUAGCUUUAAAUGUGUUGCUACCUUUUAGUUUCCUAGCAGCUGUAAAAUAGCUAUUUUGUGUUCAUUUGAUAUAGAAUUGUAAAAAACUGCAUUUAUUUAUACAGAGGCAUUUAUAAUACUUAUUUUCAAAUGUUCUUAUAUUCUGAAUAAAUUUCUAAUGCUG